Molecule: messenger RNA, 1112 nt
Organism: Saccostrea cuccullata (small rock oyster)
Lineage: Eukaryota; Metazoa; Mollusca; Bivalvia; Ostreida; Ostreidae
Exons: 2
Coding region: 206-682 (158 amino acids)
Source: RefSeq, a predicted model, not a curated record
CCUGCGAUGCUAAGCAUCUCGGUAACGAAUUUCCUCUGUCAUACUUGAUGUUUGUUGUCACUUAUUGUUAGGACUAAAAACAAAGGACGUUUUCAGGAGAAAGUCUUAUAACAAAUCAAAGCAUAGGAAUCUUAAAAGCCUUUGAGAUUAGCGUGAUGCAUGUGGAUGAACCAAUAAAGGAGGACUUGUUUAUUUUCGAUACGGAAUGUGGCAAGUUGUAGGCCAUUCCGAUCAGAAGUUAUCGACGCAUUGUGCUGUUGUGUGUUUCUCGCUUCACCACUACACUAAAAUUUUAAGUGAGAAUGGGAAGGAAAAAAGAAAAGACCUGAGAGUAUCCUGUAAAGUAUUAUGCUUUAUGCAGUCCGAACAGGGAAGAAAAGUCACGGUGCAUUUGACCAUGUCCAAUGAUGAUGUUGACAGUUUGAUUCUUGAUAGUAUUUUCAUCAGAUCAAUUGGGUCAUUAAUUGGAAUAGAUAAGAACAAAAAAAAAGUACUUCAGUGUUUCCUUAAAAGAUUUGUGCCAUCAAUCAAAGUAGAGGUCAUCCCAUAUCAGCUCAAGAAUAUUAAAGAAAGUUGGAUGGAUCAAGCUAAGAUGUUGAACCAGACAUGGCAAAGUCAAUGGAGAUUUGGAAAAGAAAUGAUGAUUUGUUGUACCCAAUGCAUAUUUUUUAUAUGUCUAUAGAUUAUAGAAAAAAAUUUAAUGUUUAACAGCAUCCUAUCUACCUGGUAGUAUAUACAUGCUGUUUUCAAUAUAUUUAGAAAAUAUGUGUAUGUGAUGAUUGCAGUGCAUGCUCUGUUUGUCCAUCUUUGAAUUUGUUUUCAGUAAAAUAAAUGUAUACAUUAAGGUAUUAAUUGAAGGUUGCUUUUGUCUACACUUACAAGUAACAAGUUUCUUAAAAGGGUUAUUUUGUAAAAUUGCAAGGAAAUUAAUACAUGAACAAUUAAAUUUAAUAUUUUUAUUCAUUAAAUUUUGUUCUUACCAGGACCUAAAAUGCUCAAAUAAGUAUUUCUGAAAACUGAUGAGUUUUGUAAAUAAAGCUGCAUUGAACAUUUAACAGUUUAAAAUAUGACACUUGGAAAUUGAAAGGUUGUUAAUUUAGUAGGAAUGAUAA